AUGUUGCCUGAAAUGAGCUGUGAUUCAUAAAAGAUAUUUUGCCAUAAAAACGAGAUUUAAGAAUGUUAAAAGUAAUUCUUCCCUAUAAUUUGGAAAAAUAAAGAGAAUAAUGAUUAUGUAUUCAAAGAAAAUCUACAACUCUUAGAAUUAAUUAUUUCUUUUGAUGAAGAAUUAUUAGAGGGUGAUGAUUAGAUGUUAGUUUUCUCAAACAUUUAGGAUUAUAGAUUAAUUUAAAUUUAUCAAAGAGAAAAACUUUAUUUAUUGUAAAUGAAAGAAUUAAAGUUAAGUAUUUUUAAUUCUAAGGAGUAUAAUGUUCAAAUGGAAAUAAUCUAUUCGUUUAAUUUUAAUAUUGAAAAUUGUGACAAGAUCACUAAUGCCUAUUAUCUAAUUUAAUAAAAGUUCAUUAUUGUUUGUGAAUAAGUUGAGAAUUAUUAAAUUAACAUCAUCAAAAUUAAUUAAUCAGCCACUGAGAUAGUAUAAUCCUUUGAUUUUUAAAAAUAGAUUGAAUGCCAAUUUGAUGUAUUAUUUAAUGAAAUAAAUUAAUAAUUCUUAAGUAUAUUUUUGAAUUGUUUGGAUUGGGAUAUUCAAAUGAUUGAUUUUCAAGAACAUGAUACCCCCCAUUUUAUAGUGAUGGCAAAUAAAGCAAAUUUUGUUCAAGAACUAAUAUUAAGGAAAAUUAUAUUUGUUGAUAAUCAAUACUUUUUUCAAUUUGAUCAUUAGAUUAUUUAACAUAUUAUAGGGUCUAACAUGAUUAAUUAUUUAAAUUUUGAAAAUAGAAUUUUAGAUUUUGAAAUUAAAUCUUUUGGGCAAAUUAUUGUUUUGCAAUCAAAUAAUGAAUAGAAAAGUAGCAUUUAAAGAAUGGAUAUAAAUAAGAUAGUAAUUACAUAAUACUUAAAACCUAAAAAAAUUCUAAUGUUUUACAAUUCUAUUGUCUUAUUAAGUGAAUCACAUCUUGAAUGCAUUGCCAGAGAAGAUGAGACCUUUAUAUUCUAGGUUUAAUUAGAAUCAAUUCAAACUAUCUCAUUUUAACCUUUUUUUAUAGGUAAACGAAAUAAUCAAUUUAUUUUGUUUAAGAAAAAUGACUAUUCUCCCUUAUAUAAUUGCAAUGAUUAUUUAAAUUAAACCCAUAUUUAUUUUGCUUCUAGUAAUUUAUUUAAAUAAACUGAAUUUCUUUAACAGGAAAUAACAAUAGAUGAUUUUUCAACAAAUAGAUCAUUUUUAGCAAAUAUCAACAUGCCGAUUAAAGAAGAAGAAUUUACAUUUUAAUUAAAGCCAGACUCAUUCUAUGACAAUUAUAUAUCAUCAAAGAUGUAAUUUUUAGAAAAUGAUGCCAUUUAUUGUGAAGAAUAACAAUAUGAUGUUGUUCAAGAUUGUUUAAAUGAUCCAAAAUUCAAGUAUUUAUGGUAAUUUAAUUCGAUUUCGAAUCAAUAACUUAUAAAAAUUGUUUAACUCUAAAACAAUUUAUAGAUAAUAUUAAUGUAAUGCAACUCAGGUACAAAUUUUAGUUAUGGAAAUUUUGAAGAAAUCAAAAAAGAAAACAUUUUUAUAUUUAAAAAUGCCAUGUUUUUGUUAUAAACUUAAAAGAGAAAGGUUUUCAAAAUUAAUUUGAAAAGACCAUAUUUGAAAAAUAUCUUCGAAUUUAAAGAAGAAGUUAUUCAUAUCGUUUAACAAACUCGUGGAUAUUAAUUUGUUUUAAAAUCCUGUGUUAGUUAUUUGCUAUAAAAAGACUAUUAGGCUAUAUAAUAAUACAAUUAUAAAGUAAAUUCAGAUGGGUAAUGCAUUUAAGAGAAAUUAUUUUAUUAUGACUUUUUAGAAGUAGACCUUUCAAAUAAAGUUUUCAAUUUUAAAAGCGAACAUUUUACAAAUACUUUUAGUUUUUAGAACUAAACGGUUCAUUAUUUCAAUUAAUAAUAUAAAGGUAAUAAUUCAUUUGUGAUGAUAUAAACUAUAGGAGAUGGAAUUAUUGCAACUAGUUAUUUGUAUGUUAAUUUCCAAUUGAUUCCCAUAACAUUGGUACAAAAUGAAAAAUUGAAUUACGCUUACCCAUUGAAAUUUAGAGUAAAUACUUUCUAUCUUGUAAUUGCAGCUUUUGAUUAAGAAAAUAAUUCAGUACUUUUUAUAUAUAGCCUCUAAUAAUUUUAUAAGAACAAUUUGAUUGAUAUUAUCAAAGUCGACAAUUUUACUUUCUUUCUGACAGAUUUUAAUGAAAUAUUUUUCUAUCAAUAGCAAUAACUGAAAAAAUCAACAUUUUUACACACAUCUGUAAAAUGUAGAAUAAAUGAAUUUGCCGAGCCUAUUAAAAAUAUAAAGGUACCUCUUCUUCUCUUUUAUAAAUUUGAUUAAACUCAAUCUCAAUUAAACUAUAUUUAAUUAAAUCUAACCAAUAGAUUCCAGUAACUAAAAUCUACUUCCACUAAAGUUUUGCAAUUAAAAUAUCAUUCAUUAUAGCAAUUUAUUUUAUUUGAUCCAAGAAGAUUUGCUUUUGGACCCAUAGAAACUAUUAUCACAAAUACAUAUGAGUUAAUAUUUCCUAUAAUUUAAGUUGAUUACAUUAAUAGGUUAAAAUGCGAAAAUGUUGAUUAGGCCAUUUGCGUUAAUGAAAAUAAUUAAUCAAUAACAAUCUCUAAUAUAUACGGAUCUUCAUAAUAUUUUAAAACAUUUGAUCUACAAUAAAAAUCUCAUUUCAUGACGUUGAACUCAGGACUUUAUUUUAUAGUGUAUUACUAACAAGAAAUCUAUUACUUCAUUGAAUUAUAUUUAAAGUCUAAGUUAGAGAACAUUGCUAAUUUUAGAUUGAUCAAGUAAUAUCAGAACUUGAUACUCAGCAUUUAAAUAAUAAAUUAAUAUUGCUUAAUUAGCUUCGAACAUUCAAUUUCCUUCUAUGAAAUUCGAAAUAAUACAUUUAUAAAAAUAAACUCAUUAGAUUGCCAUUUCUGCUAAGUAAAUUAAAUAAAUAAUUCAAAUUUUGUUGCUAUUUAUUAAAAGCUUGCUUUAAAUAAAACAAUUGAAAUUAUCAUAUAUGAUUUUUUCAAUCAAUAGCAUUUUUAAGUAAAUGCAACUUUAAAUGAAUUUAUUAAUACUCCUGAAAAUUUCUAAUCUUACUUUUAAGUAUUAUUCAUGGAACAAAUAGAUAAUAAAAUAAACUCAUUAUUUUAUAAUUAAUAUUAUGCCCAAGUAUUUNAAAUGAAAAAUUGA
Molecule: messenger RNA, 3195 nt
Organism: Paramecium octaurelia
Lineage: Eukaryota; Ciliophora; Oligohymenophorea; Peniculida; Parameciidae
Source: the annotation of a GenBank genome assembly